Molecule: messenger RNA, 565 nt
Organism: Drosophila grimshawi
Lineage: Eukaryota; Metazoa; Arthropoda; Insecta; Diptera; Drosophilidae
Product: kunitz-type serine protease inhibitor 2
Exons: 2
Coding region: 17-325 (102 amino acids)
Molecular function (GO): serine-type endopeptidase inhibitor activity
Source: RefSeq, a predicted model, not a curated record
AUACAUUUAUGAGAACAUGAAGUACUCGUUACUUGGCUUUGUGAUUCUCAUUGCGGGCACAAUAGCUGCCUACAACAAAGUUAUUCGGGCACCACAAUGUCUGUUUAUGGCUGAUAUCGGUCCAUGCAAUGGAAGUAUUCGAGUUUUUGGCUACGACUACCUGACCAAUCGUUGUGUGCACUACUUUUAUGGUGGUUGUGGUGGAAAUCCAAAUCGUUUUGCCACAAGAUCAGAAUGCAUGAAGACCUGCUAUGUGGAGAAUGCAGAGGGUGGGGAUGAGGUGGAAGACGCCAAAUUUGAUCUUUACUACAAGGAUGAGCUGUGAAAAAAGGAAAAUUAAACACGGGUUCGAGAAGCGGCAGGCAGUCAAAUAUAGCAUUAAACGAUUAACUAAACUAAACAUUAACUAAACUGCAUUAGACUUUAAAAGGCUGGAAUUCAUUGGCUUUGGCUUUCCAUCAACUCGUCCACAAAAAUCCAAAGCUUCCACAAUUUCAAAACCUGCUUUAAAUAUAACUGGCAAACUUUAAUGAUUGGUAGAAUAAAAAAAAAUGUUUAUCUUUAA